CAGCUGAUAUCGAUAUCGCGAUCAAUUUGCAUUAAAUUUUCAAAGCGACGAAAUUGUUUACGGAUGCUUAGGAACACACGGAUUCGUAUUUUGAUUUGAAUUUAGAAAGAUGGUGCAGUUUUCAUUGUCAAACCACCAAGAGAAUUAGAAAUCAAAUGUACAUUACGACGGUGGUCUCUCCACAGCUGCACUAAACCAUGUGAACCGUCCUGUCUACUGCAAUACCUUGUGUUAGGAUUAGUCCUCUAUAAUCCAUCAUGUUUGGCUGGAAGAAAAAGAAGAAGGAAAACAAAAAGGACACUUCGUCAUCGUCCUCCGGAGGAUUCUCAUCACUUAACAACCUCCUCAAGGGUUCGCCCAAAGCAAAGAAGGGGAACAAGAAUGGCAAAACUGAUAUCCUCAGCGACAGUCAGACAUUGGGGAGUAACUCCCCACACUCAGUCACAGACCGAGCCCCUGUGGCAAACUCUCUCACCUCGCUCGUCUCUAACGGCUCAGCAUCUCCAUCCCCAAGCAACAACUCCAACCAGAUUACGUCCCAGUUUGUGCAAUCCUUGCCACCCCCAGAGUACUCGCUGCGUGUGCCUCCAGACCAUAGCCGCCUGACAUCACAGACCAGUAAGUCCGAUCACCCCUCCUUGCGUGCCACCUACACCCCACCUCCUGGAUACGGGGUCCCGAAGCAGGGUGGUCGUCCAGGAUCCUCUGCGUCCGAAAUAUCUAAUGUUUCCAGACUAACUGCCCCCAGUGCUGAAGGAAUAGAUGUGGACUUUGCUGGUGCAGCAGAAUCAAAUGAUGUUUCAAGGAGAGCAGACAGGAGCAGUCAUCCGUCCAAACCUCUUGAGGAUUGGUCUGAAGGGGAGAUUCUUCAAUGGUUGAAUGACAGUGACCUGGAGUACUUUGCUGAUAUCUUUCAAGGUUGUGAUAUUGAUGGAGAUUAUAUAUCCCAAGUAACUGAAAAUGAUCUUGUUGACUUGGAAGUUGAGGAAGGUGACCUCAGAAAACAACUCUUGAGAGAAAUCACAAACCUCAAGCAAGAGCUUUUGCAAGAUUCAAAUGCUCAGGAAGCUGAACCAAGUGAAGAAGAAGAUGAAUCUAGCUCAGUACACUUCGGUGACACAUCCGAUGAGGAUGAUCUCUUCCCAGACCUUCCCAAAUCACCUUCGCUGUCGGCCCUCAAGAGCGGCCCUAAACCCUCCAUGACGUCGUCCGUCAAAGACAAAGCUCCUGAUAGACAGAACGAUGGGAAGGAGGAGGAUGGAGAAAAGAAGGAGAAAGUGAAGGAGCAGAGGAAACGACAGGACAGUGACUUGUCGUCCAUUUUGAGUGGAGGCUCUGUGAAGUCAUCAGGGUCGGGCAGUGGACUGAGCCGAGGUCAACUCUCUGAUGAUAGAGGGAGCAAGACAAAUUCAUCUUUCGAAGCAAGCCCGGAGCAUACGAUUCCACUAUCAAACCUGCCAUUCAGCAAGAAGAAAGUGUCUAAAUGGACUGAGAGAGAUAUCAUACAUUGGUUGGAUUCCAUACACCUGGGGCAUCUAGCUCAAAACUUCAUUGAUCAUGAUAUAACUGGCAAAGAGCUGAUGGAAAUUGAUAUGUCCUUGCUUGAUGAGAUGGAUAUAGAUUCCUCACUGGAGAGAGAGAAAAUCUUGUCAACCUUGUAUGACUUGACCAACCCUUCUUCCACGACUGCUAGAGAAGAUGUUCUGAGUGUGAUCAGCCAUACCAGUGGUUACGAGAAGCAGAAGUACAUGGCAGCGGUCAGUGUGUUACAGUCCGAUGACCCAGAGGACAUCCAGCUCUUACCUCCAGAAGAACGGGACAGUCUCCUCUCGAGCCCGGAGAAGAAUGAUAGUAGAGAAGAGAACGAGCAACUGAAGGAGGAGGAGGGUGAGGAGGAGGAGGAAGAAGAAGAAGAGAAGGAUGUGAAGAUCGUUAAGAGGAAGGUCAUGGGGAGAAUGGAUGCAGUCGAUGAAGACACCGAUGACACAGAUGAUUCUGAUGAUGAUUGGGAGGACGAAGGUGGUGAGGAAGAGGAAGAGGAGGAGGAGGAGGAAGUAGUGGAACUUCUGGCAGAGAUAAAAGAAACUGAAAGGAAAGCAAAACUUGUUACUAACCAAGCAAGUAAACAACCAGAGAAAGUUGUACCCUCUGGUAAAACUGCCGACACAGACAGCGAAGAAUCGGAUUUCAGUGACUUUGAUGAUGAUGAUGAAGAAGAAGUCGAAGUUAUGAUUAAAAAACAGAGUAAUGAAGCUCUGAAAUCGGCCAUGAUCGUCAAUAAUAUCUCAAGAGAUGUUAAGUCUGUAGAUAAUAAUGCUUCCAAAAAUGAUACCAACAGUCCUAAGGUGGUUAAACAGGAAUCUGUUGAAAAGAGCAAUGUUCUGAAAGGCACGUCCAAAGAACCAGUUACGAGGAAAAGCUCUGUAGAUAAAAAGGACCUGUCUAGAAAGGCUUCCAGUGAUUCCAUAGGCGAAGUGAUCCCAGCAAAUAUUUCAAAAGAUGGGACUGAACACGGGGCCAUGAAGGAUUCCACAAAAGGGAGGAAGGAUCAUGAAGCCGAGCUCCCAAUAGAGAAGGAGAGUCCGAGACGAGAUGUGAAACCAACAAGGAGUGAGAGCAGUAGGAGUUCUGGGAGUGAGAAAGAGGAGAAGAAGAAAAAAGGAGGUCUUUUUAAGCUGAAGGAAGCGAUUUCUCCAUCUAAUUGGAAGAAGAGUCCCAGGGACAGCAACACCAUUCAUGUAUGGACAGAUGUCGGACAAACAGGGAGUGGAUCAAAGACACUGGUAGUGAAAUUGACGGAGGAAUCAACAACUCAAGACUUGAUGGGUCUAUGCCUGAAUCAACUAGACCUCAUUGAGGACCCAAGACUGUAUCGGGUCCUACAAGCUACCAUACAUGGGAAAGACAAGGGUAUUGAUAUAGAGCUUGAGUCCGAGGAAUGUCCACUUGAUAUUCAGCAUGGGUGGAGUGAUCAUUCUAGUCAUCGGUUUGAGUUCAGACAGAAGACUGCACAGGGUGGUGCGAUCAAGACUGUCCUAAGAAUUCCUGGUCAGCCACCCAAGGGCAAGCUGAUCAGUAUCUCUCUGUCCACUCCGACCAGUGAAGUGGUCAUUCUGGCUCUCAAGAAGUUUGAGAUGAAGAACGUUGACCCAACCCUCUUCUGUCUCUUAGAAGUUGACAAGGAUGGAGAUGUUUGUGAUAUGGAUGACGAAGCACUCCCUCUCCAGCUAGACUCCCAUGCCUUCGUGCUGUGUGACCGUAGCAACAGGGGCCUCCACUGGACGACCCAGGAGGAAGAAGAAGCCAAUGCCGGAGAGCAGAAGGUCAAGCGUCGGGACUCUCUCACGUCCAGAGCUAGUUCCAAGAUGUCCGCUAUAAGCUUGGGGUCUUCUUACGGGUCUACUGAGCUUCUUUGUUCAUCGCGUAUCGACAACGAAAAACUGUCUAAACUUGAAAAAGAGAUGGCAAGUAUUGCGGAGUCUUUAGUACCGGGGAAGGAUACCUCAACACCAAGUGCAGCUGCAGCAGCCCCUACCAAGGCAGCCGACAUCAGUCCUAUUCCAGAAUUACAAAUUAAUGAUGAAGAAGAAGACAUCACUUAUGAGAAAGAUCAUUCUCAAGAACUAGAAGAAAAAAGUAGACAGUUGACUGCAUUACAAGAGGCUUUGGGUGAUCUAGGUAGUUCAUACAGUCAGAUGAAUGUGGACGCUAGACUGCAGGCACUGGAACAGAGAUUAGCUUCUUGUCCUGAAACAGAAUCCCUUCCAGAGAGACUUCUUGAGCUGCUGGCAGAACUUGAGACAGCGAGCCAGGAGAUGGAGGAGAGACAGAGAGAUCUGGAUGAGAUCAAACAAGGCAUUGAGGAGCUGGGAGGAGGACUGGAUGACAGCACCUCGUUGGCAUAUGAAGUGACCCUUGCGGAGGUGGCUCUCUUGAAGGCGCAGUAUGACCACAGCACACUCCUGUCAACUAUGGAGAUCGCCAUAGCAGACUACCAGCUACAAGCUGUCAAGAUUGAGGAAGCCAAGAAGAAGACCGUCUCACCCCGAGGUGCAGCAACCCUCUACCACACCUUGCCUCACAACCAGCAGUUUUCAGUGUUUGCCCUCCAGGCCAGUGCAGGCUCACAAGGCUUUCACUUUCAGGUGGCCGAACAAAACUCACAGAGCGGAGUCUACGUGCAGAGCUGUCUCCCUGCUGGGGUGUUGCGUGUCGGUGACAGGAUCACAGAGGUGAACGGUCACAGCACCCUGGGGUCAAGUGUCCUGGAGGUCAACACCCUCUUGAACCGGUCCAAGAAGGCCCAGCUGGUAUGCAUGCGGGCUGGACGAGACCAGGCUGGCAUCGAGGUGGACAGACUGACCAGGCAGCUAGCCACUGCAUCAGAACACUACGAGGCCUGCUGGCAGGAGAAUAAGAGGUUAACUGAAAUAGUUCACAGAUUAAGACCUCUAGAGCAUAAAAUCCUGGAACUGUCUCAGCAAAAAGGCACAGUACAACAACUACACCAAAAGAUUGACACCUUGGAGUCUAGGAACCAGGAGAUAUCCGAGGAGCUUCGUAUGGCCCAUGAAGGGAACAUCAACCAGUCUAAUCACGCCAUCAGUCGACUACAAAAGGACAAGGAGAGACUGGAGACCAAGGUUCGACAACAGGAGCAGAAGAUGAAAAAGUUUGAAGCUGAGUUGGCACAAAAGAACUCUGAGACAUCAUCCAUAGUGAAGGAGCGUGACGAUGCCCUGAGCAGACUAAAGUCCGUUGACGUCAAUCGGAAUGGUGAGAUCAAGGCAGAUGACCUCAUGGCCAACGCUGAUAACGAUGCUCCGCUCUGGGAGGUACUCAAACUAGCCAAGAAGGAUGAGAUACUGCAUGUGCUUCAGGAUGAGUUAGAGGAGGCAGGAAGACAGAAGCAGUAUUUAGAUCAACUCUAUACCCUCAUGCUGGAGAGAGCUCCUGAGCUACUAGAACAUCUGGAGCAGGACUUUGAAGGAAGUGAACUAUCGGGCAGUGAAGAAUUCUGCUAAAUCUCACCUCAACUCCUGCAAGCGAGCAGCAAGUCCCAAACGCACAACUCAAAUAUAUAAAAGCAUAGCAAGUAUUUAAACAUCAGGAAGUAAACGCAAGUUGAAAUGUAUUUCCUCAUUUUCGUUGUCAGUUGUCUUGAAUAUAUGCCUUUUUAUUAUGGACUGAUGGUGCCCAUGUUAUAUUUAUUCUUGUGUCAAAUGGUAUUUAUAGAAUAUGUUCAAGAGAAUUGUUUGAGUGGUAUUCUUGUAAUCAUGGUAAUAUUUCAUGCCAUUUUCUUCGCGCAAAAGAAAUGCCAAAACUUUAUAAUAGAUAGAUUGAGAGAGAAAAAGGAAAAGAGAUUUCUUUUUUAUAUUUUUUUCAAAUACAUUUAAACUCAAAUCAUGACUAUCUAAAGCUUAACUUUUAAUUAAAAUGGUAUAAUUGUUUUUUGUAGCUUGUAUCAUGUUAUAUUCCUGCAUUGGAAUAUUCGUUAUGGUUUUAUGUAAAGUUUAGUUUUGAGGUGGAUAUUUCAAGGAAAUCAGGAAUUUCAUCUCAUCAGAAUCAACAGCACAAA
Molecule: messenger RNA, 5578 nt
Organism: Strongylocentrotus purpuratus (purple sea urchin)
Lineage: Eukaryota; Metazoa; Echinodermata; Echinoidea; Camarodonta; Strongylocentrotidae
Exons: 28
Coding region: 258-5024 (1588 amino acids)
Biological process (GO): signal transduction
Molecular function (GO): protein binding
Source: RefSeq, a predicted model, not a curated record